Messenger RNA from Cydia splendana, 480 nucleotides. Its product is annotated as protein lethal(2)essential for life-like. Bases 1 to 480 code for a protein of 159 amino acids. Gene Ontology annotation, biological process: protein refolding; response to heat. Lineage: Eukaryota; Metazoa; Arthropoda; Insecta; Lepidoptera; Tortricidae. The record is from RefSeq and is a predicted model, not a curated record. Gene Ontology annotation, cellular component: cytoplasm; nucleus. The transcript has a single exon.
AUGAUUUUAAGACCAUUAUGCGCCAGCAUUCUAUCAGCCGUGUCCUUCCAGCAAAUCAGAAAUUUUCGCCCAACCGUCAAAAUAGGCAAAGAUAAGUUCCAAAUAACUCUAAACGUACACCAAUUCACCAAAGAAGAGAUCAGAGUCAAAGCGAGACCAGAAUACGUCUGCAUCGAAGGCAAACAAGAACGAGAAACGAAGAGAGGUUAUGUCUUAAGGCAGUUUACGAGAAAAUUCAAGCUUCCGAAAGGAUGUAACCCUCAGCAAAUAAAGUCGGAAUUGUCUCCUGAUGGUACCUUAACUAUUACGGCACCUAGAGAGUUCUGUGAAAUAAAUUUGCCUUGUGAGAUGUCUGUGCCAAUUUCUCUUACUAAUAAUGUGCCAGAACAAUCGUUAGUUGAGGCGAAGAAAGCUGAGAAAGUGUCCACUGCUGAUUAUUGUAAGAAAGUUAUUGAAGAGUGUAAAAAGAUGAAGAAAUGA